GGUACUUUCAAACCUCUAGAGUAGAUCUGAAUAGUUGUUACAAUCUCCUUCACUGCAUUCACCGCCGGCUUUUUCUUCUUCUUCUUCUCUGUGUGAACGCAUCUGGGAGUGUAAAUCCACUCACUCACUCACUCUCGCUUUAUCUCUCUCUUUUACAGUCUUUUCUUCACCACUCUCUGUUGUCCCCUGUAAUUGAAUUGCCAAAAUGAUGCACUCAAAGUUCAUCACAUUUGGGAAGAUGCUGGUGCGUAGGCGUGUGCUGGACACCACGGAUAUGGAGACUCGCUUUGCUCGCUGUCUGUCCACGUUGGACCUCAUUGCGCUGGGUGUUGGAGCCACACUGGGGGCUGGAGUGUAUAUUCUAGCUGGAGAAGUGGCUCGGGAGAAAGCUGGCCCUGCCAUUGUGAUUUGUUUCCUGAUUGCAGCUCUGUCUUCUGUGCUUGCUGGACUGUGUUAUGCUGAAUUCGGUGCACGCGUCCCCAAAACAGGCUCGGCCUACCUUUACAGCUAUGUAACUGUAGGAGAAAUCUGGGCGUUCAUCACUGGAUGGAACCUCAUUCUAUCCUAUGUAAUAGGCACUGCCAGUGUGGCUCGAGCGUGGAGCUCCACUUUCGACACCCUGGUCAAUCAGACGAUCUCAAACUUUUUCAGUAAAUACAUGUCUAUUCCAAACACCGGAAAUGUGCUGGCAAAAUAUCCGGACGUGUUUGCACUAGGUCUUGUUAUAGUGCUUACUUGCUUGCUGGCGUUUGGUGUGAGUGAGUCAGCCCUGGUGAACAAGAUUUUCACAGGCAUCAACCUGUUGGUGUUGAGUUUUGUCAUCAUUGCUGGCUUUGUGAAGGGCGACACUGCCAACUGGAACAUCACAGAGGAGGACAUCAAAACCAACAAAAGCCCUCCAGUGCCCUAUGAAACAAACUUUGGCACAGGUGGAUUUGCACCAUUUGGCUUUUCUGGGAUAUUGUCUGGUGCAGCCACUUGCUUCUAUGCAUUUGUGGGUUUUGACUGCAUUGCAACCACAAGUGAAGAAGCCAAAAACCCUCAGCGUUCGAUACCAAUAAGCAUAGUGGCUUCACUGCUCAUCUGCUUUGUCGCUUACUUUGGAGUGUCUGCAGCUCUCACUCUGAUGAUGCCUUACUACAUUCUAAACACUAACAGCCCAUUGCCAAAAGCCUUUGAAUAUGUGGAAUGGAUGCCUGCUCGCUAUGUCGUGACUGUAGGUUCCCUCUGUGCCCUUUCCACCAGCUUGUUGGGCUCCAUGUUCCCCAUGCCACGUGUAAUCUUUGCCAUGGCUGAGGAUGGCCUGCUGUUCCGUUUCCUCUCCCGCAUGCACAAGAAAACUAAGACCCCCAUGCUUGCCACCAUUGUGUCUGGCAUUAUAGCAGCUUUGAUGGCCUUCUUGUUUGAUCUGGCCGCCUUGGUGGAUUUGAUGUCCAUUGGGACCCUUUUGGCUUACACACUUGUGGCAGUCUGUGUGCUCAUUCUCAGGUACCAGCCAGGCAGCCUGAAUUCCAGUGCUGAAAAAAAGCCGAUAGUGCUGCAGACACUGAUAGAAAAGGAGAAGAUAAGCACGCUGAAGAAAGAGCCAGUUAAUGAGACGUUCUCCCCCAGACAUUUGUUGCUGCCUAACUCUGACUCACCCACCAAAAUCUCAGGCCUCAUUGUCUAUGUCACCACAGCGAUUACCUGUGUUUUGUUCACACUCCUGUGUAUUGUGCUGGCUGUGUGGGGUGAAAACAUCAUAGAGGGUCAGUCAGUAUGGAUCACUGUGAUGACUCUGCUCAUCAUUGUCUCCGCCAUCUGCAUUAUCAUCAUCUGGAGACAGCCCCAAAGCAGCGAGGAAGUCAGCUUCAAGGUACCUAUGCUUCCUAUCUUGCCUUUGGUCAGUAUUUUUGUUAACAUCUACCUCAUGAUGCAGCUGGAUGGAUCAACGUGGAUUCGUUUCACAGUAUGGAUGAUUAUUGGUUUUUUGAUUUAUUUUGGGUAUGGAAUCAGGAAUAGUUCUGAAGCCAGAAAGAAUUCGGGGGCUGUCCUGGAAGAAAAGCAGACAAUAUUUGCAUGUGAAAAUACAUUUGAACGAACUGCAGCCUAAAUAGUGAGUAAAAUAUAGUGUAUGGUUUACAAUGGGGUUAUUUAAACCCCGUUUACACGCACAAUUCUUUGCUUUUUACACAUCAGGUUGCCUUGUUUUAUUUUAUACGUGAAUGAGUUGUUUAUCUUCUUAUCAGUGGUUUAAAUUUAUGAAGAAUUAAUGACAAAAGACAUUCAUAAUGCACUCUUUGAGCCAAAUCUGACUCUAAUUGUUAUUAUUAUUAUUAUUAUAAAUAUAAAUAAUUAUAAAUAUAAUAAAUACAAUUUAUUAAAAAAUAAAUACAAUAAUUAUAAUAGCAGUGUCCCACUGUGUCAGCAUGGCUCUUAAAUAUAUCCUCAUGAUAUAACAAAAAUACAGUAACAACAGAAAGAAUUGUGCACUUAAUUCAAUCUGAUUAGCGUUUGGCAUGAGUUCCAUUGGUUCUUCUUCUGUUUACAUUUUAACAUGGUGUUUUUGUUAUAUAACUGGGGUCUUGCCACAAAGUUAAAUAUACUGUAUCUCACAAAAUUGAGUACCUCACAUUUUAGCAACCAAGGGACAAUACUAUAGAAAUGAAUGUGGAUAUAUUUUAGUGUAUUCAAUGUGCAGCUUGUAUAGCAGUAUAGAUUUA
Molecule: messenger RNA, 2702 nt
Organism: Silurus meridionalis
Lineage: Eukaryota; Metazoa; Chordata; Actinopteri; Siluriformes; Siluridae
Gene: slc7a3b
Product: solute carrier family 7 member 3b
Exons: 12
Coding region: 206-2092 (628 amino acids)
Biological process (GO): transmembrane transport; amino acid transport
Cellular component (GO): plasma membrane
Molecular function (GO): amino acid transmembrane transporter activity
Source: RefSeq, a predicted model, not a curated record